AUGUUACUAUUGCUAAUUGGCCUUAUAAUUAUAGCUUUGUACUUCUACGGCACCAGAAAUUACAGUUAUUGGCAGAAAAAAGGCGUGAAGUUUGAGAAGCCAUUGAUCUUCUUUGGAAGUAAUUUAAAACCGUUUAUAGAUAAUGUUAGUGUGUCAGAGCGUUUUGCGGCUCUCUACAGGGAAUACCCAAAUGAAAAAUUCGUCGGGUUCUACGAAGCAAACAAUCCCGCCAUUCUCAUCAGAGACCCUGAACUGAUAAAGCACGUUCUGAUUAACGAUUUCCGUCACUUCCACUUCCGAGGAUUGCACCCGCACAAGACGGUUAUUGAGCCGCUACUCAGGAAUUUGUUCACCGCUGAUGGCGACGUGUGGAAGCUGAUGAGGCAGAAGUUGACGCCGACUUUUUCGAGUGGAAAAUUAAAGGCCAUGUUCCCUUUAAUCGUGGAGAGAACGGAGAAACUAGCGAAAAUUGCCGACAGUAUUGCAGAAACUCAGGAAGAAGUGGAUGUUAGGGAGCUGAUGGCGAGAUACACCACUGAUUUCAUAGGUGCGUGUGGUUUUGGCAUCGAUUCAGCUGCUCUGAACGAGGAGAACUCAGAUUUUAGAAAAUUGGGCAAACGCAUCUUCACUAUUACAAAAAGAGACCAUUUAGUAUCUCUAAUGAAACGAAUGGCCCCAGAGACGUUCAAGCAUCUUCAUUUCUUCGUCCCCGAAGUGGAACACAAGACAGUUUCUAUUGUCAGACAAAUCAUGUCACAGAGAAAUUAUAAGCCUUCUGGAAGGAAUGAUUUCAUUGAUAUGUUGCUGGAAUUAAAACAAAAAGGUAACAUAGUCGGAGAGUCUUUAGACAAAAAAAAUCCAGACGGAACACCCCAGAUUGUGGAGUUAGAGCUGGACGACCAGCUCCUCGCUGCUCAGGUGUUCAUAUUCUUCGCUGCCGGUUUCGAGACUUCUUCAUCAGCCAGCAGUUUUCUUCUACAUAUGCUAGCUUAUCACCCAGAGGUCCAAGAGCGUUGUCAGAAAGAAGUAGAUGAGGUUCUUAAGAAGUAUGACGGGCAAUUAUGUUACGAUGCUAUUAAGGAUAUGAAAUAUUUGGAAAUGUCCUUCAAAGAAAGCAUCCGAAUUUUGCCCUCUCCCGGCUUUUUGAUUCGGAAAACAACUUCCAAGUACACACUCCCUGGAACUAACGUGACUCUAGACAAGGACAUGAUAGUGAUCAUGUCGACAGAAGCCAUGAGCGCUGACGAGCAGUACUUCGAGAACCCCGAGGAGUUCAGGCCAGAGCGGUUCCACCCAGACAACAUCGACAAAAUCAAGAAGUGCACCUUCAUGCCCUUUGGAGAUGGUCCUAGGUCUUGCAUCGGAGAGCGUAUGGGAAUGAUGCAAUCAAUGGCGGGCGUGGCGACUGUGCUACAGAACUUCACGGUGUCGCCUUCACGCUCGACGCUACGCAAGCCCCGCAUCGACCCGAACUCCAUCGUAGUGCAGACCAUCAUCGGGGGACUUCCCCUCGCGAUGAAACGACGACCGAAAGUUGAU
This is a messenger RNA of Brenthis ino (lesser marbled fritillary), 1539 nucleotides long. Lineage: Eukaryota; Metazoa; Arthropoda; Insecta; Lepidoptera; Nymphalidae. The record is from the annotation of a GenBank genome assembly.